Sabethes cyaneus is the source of this 2655-nucleotide messenger RNA. It is a transcript of the gene sip1, whose product is annotated as septin-interacting protein 1. Bases 121 to 2586 code for a protein of 821 amino acids. Gene Ontology annotation, molecular function: nucleic acid binding. The record is from RefSeq and is a predicted model, not a curated record. Gene Ontology annotation, cellular component: U2-type post-mRNA release spliceosomal complex. NCBI's taxonomy places the organism in Eukaryota, Metazoa, Arthropoda, Insecta, Diptera, Culicidae. Gene Ontology annotation, biological process: spliceosomal complex disassembly. The transcript has 3 exons.
CGUUGUGAAUCGUAUAAAAUUUAUAAAAUAGUCGCCACGAAACGGAAUAAAGCUUUAAAAUCUAGCAAUAAGCGUAUAUAAUUAAAUUUUGAGUGUUGCUCUGUAAACAACCGUACUAGAAUGGCCGAUGAAGAAUACGAGAGGUUCGAAAUUACCGAUUAUGAUUUGGACAACGAAUUCAACCCGAACCGGCAACGCCGUAGGCCAACCAAGCACCAACAAAUAUACGGCAUUUGGGCUGAUGAGGAUUCCGAUAACGAAUGCGACGACGGCGCUGGUCCUUCCCGGCGAGGACGAAGUCGUCCUGGUAAGAAACCAAAGGAUUAUUCUGCUCCUAUAGGAUUCGUUGCUGGGGGAAUACAGCAGGCCGGCAAAAAGAAAGAAGAAAAAAAGGCAAGUGAGCCAGAGGAUGACGAUGAGGAGGAAGACGAAAAAAGACCGCGUUUCGGAACAGUGGUUAACAGUGGAACCAGUUCUGAGUCGGAAUCGGAAGUGGCUGCAAAGGCAAACGAUUUUCGAUCGAUGGCUGGAUUCCGUCGUUUCACAUCGCAAAGUGCGGCGGGUAACGUUGGUAAAGGAAUGGGAGGCUGGGAGCAGCACACGAAAGGAAUCGGCGCCAAGCUUCUUCUACAAAUGGGCUAUCAACCGGGGAAGGGCUUGGGAAAAGAUUUGCAAGGUAUUGCCGCUCCCAUUGAAGCUCACUUAAGGAAAGGGCGAGGCGCUAUCGGGGCCUAUGGACCAGAGAAAAAAACAGUAGUCAAAGAUCAAAAGCAAAAAGCAGUAAAAGAUGAAUCGAAAGAAACCUCAGAGACCGAUCCUGGGUCACAAUGGAAGAAGGAUAAGCAUAAAGGUCGCUAUUUCUAUAAAAGCGUCGAAGAUGUUAUAGAAAAGGGAAAGCGAUCCUAUGCACUUUUUGAUAAAAGUUCUAAACUGGGGAACGUAAAGGUAAUAGACAUGACUGGUCCAGAAAGUCGAGUUCUGAGUGGUUACCAUGCACUUGGACAGACUAAAGUUGUGGAUGAGGAUCUCUACGAUACGAAACCUUCCAAGGAAACGAGUAAUUUUGCAUUGCCGGAACUAAUGCACAAUUUGAACCUAAUCGUGGAACUUUGUGAGCAAGACAUUAUCGCAAUUGAUAAACAAAAAUGUUCAACAAAAGAUCGGGAAGAGCAACUGGAACUGGAAAAGGAAAACCUUAUACGCAUUACUCAGUUGGAAGAGGAUUAUAUUCAAACGCUAGAAGGGGCAUUGGAGUUGGUAAAAGCCCUUGUAGAGCCCGAUAGUGGAUCAGUUACAUUGGAAGACUGUGAAAGAAUUUUUAUUCGUAUGCAAUCGGAAUACCCGUCUGAAUACAAAGAAUUUGGUCUUGCCGAUUUAGCCACUGGAGUUGUAGCCCCGCUCAUUGCUACCCGUUUAAAAGAUUGGAACCCUUUUGUCGAUCCAACUAUGCAUCUGGAACUAUUCAAACGGUGGCGUUCUAUUCUGGGUUCGUCAGACAUUGAGAAACGCAAUUUUUUGGAUCCCUAUUCUGGUCUUAUCUGGUCUGGACUGAUUCCAAGCAUACGCACAACUGCAACGACGUGGGAUCCGAGGAUACAUCAGCCGAUGAUAGCCUUGUUGGAUGCCUGGGCACCAUUGUUGCCCUCUUGGAUUUUGGACAACGUUUUAGAACAAAUCAUUAUGAACAAACUCAGCGCAGCCGUUGCCAAGUGGGACCCACUCACAGACACUAUUCCAAUUCACGUUUGGAUUCAACCGUGGGCUGGCAUUCUUGGUGCCAAAAUGGAAGAAAAUAUCUAUCCAACAAUACGGGAGAAGCUGAGCAAAGCCUUGAAGGCUUGGAAUCCAGAAGAUCGAUCAGCACGUGCCAUGAUCACUCCUUGGAAGGGUGUCAUGGCUGAAGAAGAUUUGCAGGUGUUCCUAACGAAACAUAUUAUUCCGAAGCUGGAGCUGCGUCUCACUGAGCUUGUCAUCAAUCCUUUACAACAAGAUUUGGAAAUUUUCAAUCAAGUGUGGGAGUGGAAUGAACUUAUUUCUACCCUGCAGAUGGCAUCCAUGCUCGAUAAAUACUUUUUCCCUAAAUGGAUUCAGACGUUAGUACUGUGGUUGAACCAAUCGCCCAACUUCGACCAAGUAACUCGCUGGUACCAGGGCUGGAAGUCACAAUUCACCGACGACAUCAUUCGACAGACCAACAUCAAGGAAAACUUCCGCAAAGCGUUGGAGCUGAUGCAGCGUUCAAUCGGCAUUUCCACUGGAACUUCAACGUCAUCUAGUACGGCGGAAGCAUUGGAUACGACGCCAGUGGCGACUUCCACGUCCUCGAAACUGCCAUCGCUGAUGGACGUUCAUGUUGAUGUCUCGCCAGCACUGGAAUUUAAAGAACUGGUGUCGCAAAAGUGUGCCGAGCGAGGAAUCAUAUUUGCCCCGAUGCCAGGUCGACGAGAGUCAGGCAAACAGGUCUAUCGAGCUGGAAAACUAUUUUGCUACAUUGACCGGUCCGUCUGCGUGGUUAGUUUAGACGGCGGUGUCAAUUGGACACCGAUUUCACUGUCAGCCAUGCUGGAACGAGCGGUGAACGGGUAAGAACUGUAUGUAUGCCAAUUGAUGACAGUUUUACUAUCGACUUAAAAAAAUUCCUGUAACAAUACUUGA